AGAUCGAAGUCAUAAAGUAAUCAAGCAAAACACUCUCGAACAUCUCCUUAGUUGUGUUGUAUAAAAAAUUACAAGAUAAUGCCAACCGUAGAAAAAAUAACCGAAAGUUGUGGCCUGGGUGAAGGACCACACUGGGAUAUUCCCAGCCAAAGUUUACUGUUUAUUGACGUAGUAGGAAAUCGUAUUCUGAAGUACACACCAUCGACCAAGAAACUGAUAAAGGUUCCAGUUGCAAAACGACCUACAUUUAUUAUACCCGUGGAAGGAAAAACUAACGAAUUCCUUUUAUCACAAGAGAACGAACUGGUUGUAGUAUCUUGGGACGGCGAAAGUGAAAACGUGAAAAUAGUGCAAAAAAUUUGCGAAGUGGCGGCUUCAGCAGAAAGUCGAAAGACUUUCAAUGAUGCUAAGUGUGAUUCGUCUGGAAGACUAUGGACCGGAACUUUUACCAUUGGAGACGACUUCUUCAAAACCCAGCCUGUAGGCAAUCUGUACAGUAUUGAUGCGACAAAACAACUCAAAAACCACGCUGAUAAAAUCCACUGUUCUAAUGGAAUAGCGUUCAAUAACAAAACCAAGAAAAUGUUCUACAUCGACUCUUUGGCAGGCAGCGUUGACCAAUUCGACUUUGACAUUUCUAGUGGCACCAUCUCCAACAGGAAAGUUUGGUUUACUUUACAAAAAGUAUCCAUCCCCGGUGUCCCCGAUGGCAUGACCAUGGACUCUGAAGGCAAUCUAUGGGUCGCAGUUUUCGGAGGAAGUUGUGUGUUGAAAAUCGACGGCUACAAAUGCGAAACUUUGCUCGAUACAGUUAAAAUUCCUGCUGAAAACGUAACUUCUGUAGCUUUCGGAGGACCAAAUUUGGAUGAGUUGUAUGUAACCACAGCGUAUAUAGGGUCUGAAGAGACGAAACCAAGUGAUCUUGCUGCAGGUGCCAUUUAUAGAGUUACAGGACUUGAGGUUAAAGGCGUCCCAGCUGUUAAUUUUAGACUAACUGUUUAAAUUUUGCAGUUGUUUUGUCAAAAUGUAACAAUCAGAAGUCAAUAAUAAAGCUAAAUCAUAGAUUAA
Molecule: messenger RNA, 1068 nt
Organism: Zophobas morio
Lineage: Eukaryota; Metazoa; Arthropoda; Insecta; Coleoptera; Tenebrionidae
Product: regucalcin-like
Exons: 5
Coding region: 79-1002 (307 amino acids)
Biological process (GO): L-ascorbic acid biosynthetic process
Molecular function (GO): gluconolactonase activity; calcium ion binding
Source: RefSeq, a predicted model, not a curated record